CGAACGGGCCACGGGGCUCUUAUGAAUGGCUCGACGGCCAUUGUUUUAUUUUCACGUGAAUUAUGAAGAUGAGGAGGCCAGUCCCGCAAAUACCGCGAUUAAUGCUACCGAUACCCGAUAAACGAGUCAGCGCCCCUUAUCUAAUUCAAAUUGUGCACCUACGGCUUACAUUGAUUCUAAUCUGAAUUCUAAUCUACGAUUGUCGGACGGUGGACGAAUGUCGUUAUUGUUAUGAGACUUCGCGAAUGGAGGCACCGCACAAUAGCAACGUUUAUUCACUGACAUUCUGUUUAAUAAAUCAUUAAGAUGUCGAAACGCUGGGGUAGAGAUUAUGUUGUCACGGAGCAUCGAGAUCUACAGGCCAACACCAUGGCUGUCGAUGUUACGGGUAACCAUGUACUUUUAGCAGGACGUAGGUACCUGGCAGUAAAGCAUCUUAACGAAGAGUCGGAGCCACUUAAAAAGUUUCAUCGACAGAGCAAAUAUGAAGUGGGAUCCGCCGAAUGGAAUCCCAGCUUAGCCAAUUGUCAUUUAUGUGCAAUAUCCAGUAAUACUCGUGUGGAAAUUUUAAGUUUCAUGGGUAACAAUGGUAAUGAUUUGCAACCCAUGCACAGUUUACGCGCGCAUACGAGAGUUGUUAGCGAUUUAAAUUGGCAUCCUAAAGAUCCUGAUGUAUUGGCUACGUGUAGCAUCGAUACCUACAUUCAUAUUUGGGAUAUCAGAGAUCAACGAAAACCAAGUUUGUCACUCUCGGCUGUAGCUGGUGCAUCGCAAGUACGAUGGAAUAUUUUAUCUCCAAAUAUGCUGGCAACCGCGCACGACGGUGAUAUUAAAAUAUGGGAUCAACGUAAAGGAAAUAGUCCUAUACAAUACAUUGCAGCUCACUUGACAAAAAUUCAUGGAUUGGACUGGUGCCCGUUUCAUCAAAAUCAAUUGGCCACGUCCAGUCAGGACUGUACGGUUAAAAUUUUUGAUACAAACAAUCCUCGUAGAGCUGAAAGUAUUCUCACAACAAAUUCUCCUGUUUGGAGAGCUCGAUACACGCCAUUCGGCGAAGGUCUAGUUACGAUUGUUGUACCACAAUUACGCAGAGGUGAAAAUAGUCUUUUGUUAUGGAACACUUCUAAUUUAUCAGCACCAAUUUAUACAUUUGUCGGGCAUACCGAUGUUGUUCUAGAAUUUCAGUGGCGUCAACCAAGAUCAGAAAAACAUGAUUUUGAACUUAUUACGUGGUCCAAAGAUCAGUGCCUGCGAAUCUUCAAAAUUCCACCUUUAUUGAAAAAGUUAUGUGGACAUGAUAUGGACGAUGGUAACUGUGUUUAUACACAAUAUUCGGAAGAAAAUAACUUAAGAAAUUUACAAUCCGUGCAAGAAUUACAAUUGCACGAAUCAAAUAACGAACGUGAAUUAAGCUAUCCGAAACCAAAUAUGGACUCUACAAUCUUAAAUCAUGACAAUGAAAUUUCUAAACUUGAAAAGGAGACACCAUCGCCCACUCAACCAAAAACUUUACAACAAGAAUUUUCUUUGAUUAAUAUGAAUAUACCAAAUAUAGAAGUUAAUACAAUGGAUGCAAUAGAGAGAAGUUGCACAGUAACUGCAUCUAAUAAAAACUACAAUGUUGUGCUGAAAGUUAAUUUUCCAGGGAAUUACCCGUACAGUGCACAACCCACAUUUCAGUUUUGUCCUGGAACAACCAUAGAUAAUUCGAUAAUGACGAAACUUCUUAAAGUAUUAAAGCAAACCGCACAACAGAGAGUGAAAAAAAAUCGAUCUUGUUUAGAGCCUUGUUUAAGACAGUUAAUUAUCACAUUAGAACAGACCUGUGUUAAGGAUGAAACAGAAAACGAUCAUCUGAGUUAUCAUAUACAGCAUACUGAAAAUUUUCUAAACUCAAAUAAAAUAUGUUCAAAUUAUCAAGAUGCAUACAUUCCUUUUCCACGAACAUCAGGCGCCAAAUUUUGUAGCGUAGGUAUACUAGUCUGCUUUGGUCGCUCUUCUUAUGCGAGACGAACAUCUAUAAAACCUGAAGGAUCAACGCCCCGUGCUUUAUCUGCCCUUGGAUCAAGCAUUAACAACGGAGGGCACUUUAUGCAAAUUUAUCCAAACACAUAUGUUCAAUCCAACGAUAAUAUUUCAAUAAGUUCUUUUUAUUUUCAAGAUCGUGUAUCAAGGAGAAGCGGUCACAAUCAGAAUAGAACACAUUCAAAACCAAAUUAUAAAACUUAUCAUAGUUUAGUAACAAUAUAUGAUGCAUCGUCACUUUUUUUUGUUAAUAAAGAGUUAGCAGAAAAAUACAUAAUUAACACAACCGAUAUACCUGCAAUGUGUAACUAUAAUGCAAACGUAGCUGCUAGUUUAGAGAGACCCGACCUUGUGCAAGCUUGGUGUCUAGCCGCUUUAGUUAUUUCACAUCCUUUAACUAAUUCUCAAAAUACAUCUAAUCAGACAACGGAAGCAGAUGCCUCCUGGUCUUUACAUCCAUUUGGACAGAAUCUAAUUCACUCCCUAAUACAACAUUAUGUAAAUCAAUCUGACAUACAAAUGGCUGGUAUGCUAAGCUGUGCGUUUAGCUAUAGAUCUGAAAAUUCCGACAUGUCACAAAAUCGUUUUAUCAGUAAAUCUGUAAAUGUCAGCAAGCUUUUUACUGGAAAGUGGUGGCUAAAGCCCGGUGGAUCACCUUAUCAUACAAUCCAUCCUGCAGAUACAACUUUAGAAGGGUGGAAUUUUCCCAAUUUAAAACAAAAUCGCUCUAAUUCUUGGUCAGAAUCGUUAGAUGGAUUUCAAAUUCAAGAUACAUGCGCCGAGUAUGGACGUAAUAUAAGACUUUUAGAUGAAAAAAAUACUUCCUUAUAUGACGCAUACAAAAAAGCAUAUGCUGAAGUUUUACACAGGUGGAAAUUAUUAGAUGCGCGAGCACAAGUAUUAAAGCAUGUUAAUUCCACUUCACUUGACACGCAUAAAAGUAUUGAAUUUCAAAGCGAAUGUCUGAUAUGUAACAAAUCGAGUAAAGGGCCCCAAUGCUCUACUUGCAAACGACUAACUUUUCAAUGUGCUGUAUGCCAUAUUUCCGUUAGAGGACCCAGCAAUUUUUGUAUAGGUUGCGGACACGGAGGUCACACAUAUCAUUUAGCAACAUGGUUUACGAAUGAAACUGUUUGCCCAACUGGCUGUGGUUGCUGUUGUCUUCAAGAAAAUAUGAGCCUAUUGAAAAUGUAAAUUCGAUGUAUAUUUUUGUGCUUAAAAAGAUAAGAAAUGUAAAAUAA
Molecule: messenger RNA, 3266 nt
Organism: Ceratosolen solmsi marchali
Lineage: Eukaryota; Metazoa; Arthropoda; Insecta; Hymenoptera; Agaonidae
Gene: Wdr59
Product: WD repeat domain 59
Exons: 20
Coding region: 307-3219 (970 amino acids)
Biological process (GO): cellular response to amino acid starvation; positive regulation of TORC1 signaling
Cellular component (GO): vacuolar membrane; Seh1-associated complex
Molecular function (GO): protein binding; signaling adaptor activity
Source: RefSeq, a predicted model, not a curated record